CAGUCUUUUGAGUCGCACCUCAACUCGGGCGACGUUUAAGAGCGCUUCGCCCCAGUGCAUCUUGGGAAAAUCAGAGUCCCCUUUUCGGGAGGCGCAAAACCAAACCGACUGCUACUUACGUUGUGAGAGGAAUCAUUCCCUGGAUGUUAAAUGACUGCUGUCUUGCUACAGUGAAUGUACUAAGGAGAUCUGCUGAAGCAGGCUUAGACACCUUGUUCUGGUAUUUGUGGGACUGUAUGAUUUGUGAAGAUACAAGAGAUCCUGUACUGUUGGGUCCCUGAUAGCUCAGAAGCCAAGGCAUAGAUCACCUCUGAAGAAUCUAUAUGACAUGGAAAAGAGGAGAAUAAGGACAGAAGUCGAUCUCUAACUGUUAGCUAUGUCUAUUCGUGAGUCCUUUAAUCCCGAAAGUUAUGAACUCGAUAAAAGUUUUCGCCUCACCCGAUUCACUGAACUGAAGGGAAAUGGGUGCAAAGUGCCACAAGAUAUUUUACAGAAGCUACUUGAAACCCUUCAAGAAAAUCACUUUCAAGAAGAUGAACAGUUCCUAGCAGCUGUCAUGCCAAGACUAGGUAUCGGAAUGGAUACAUGUGUUAUUCCUCUAAGACAUGGUGGUCUUUCUCUGGUACAGACAACAGAUUACAUCUAUCCUAUUGUUGAUGACCCUUACAUGAUGGGUCGUAUAGCUUGUGCCAAUGUCCUAAGUGAUCUCUAUGCUAUGGGAGUAACCGAGUGUGACAACAUGCUAAUGCUUCUUGGAAUCAGUAAUAAGCUAACAGAAAAGGAGCGAGACAAGGUGAUGCCCUUAAUAAUUCAGGGCUUUAAGGAUGCAGCAGAGGAAGCAGGCACAUCAGUCACUGGUGGACAGACGGUAGUAAAUCCCUGGAUCGUUUUGGGUGGAGUAGCUACGACAGUCUGCCAGCCUAAUGAAUUCAUCAUGCCAGACAAUGCAGUGCCAGGAGAUGUCCUUGUUUUGACAAAACCCCUUGGAACACAGGUUGCUGUAGCAGUUCAUCAGUGGUUAGAUAUUCCUGAGAAAUGGAAUAAAAUCAAACUUGUUGUGACUCAAGAAGAUGUAGAGCUGGCAUACCAGGAGGCAAUGAUGAACAUGGCAAGGCUUAACAGAACAGCUGCUGGUUUAAUGCACACUUUUAAUGCACAUGCAGCUACAGAUAUAACAGGUUUUGGCAUUCUUGGGCAUGCACAGAAUUUGGCCAAACAGCAAAGAAAUGAGGUAUCAUUCGUUAUCCACAACCUUCCUGUCCUAGCCAAGAUGGCAGCUGUGAGCAAAGCCUGCGGAAAUAUGUUUGGUCUUAUGCAUGGGACCUGCCCUGAGACAUCAGGUGGUCUUCUGAUAUGUUUACCACGGGAACAGGCUGCACGAUUCUGUGCGGAGAUAAAAUCUCCUAAAUAUGGAGAGGGUCACCAAGCAUGGAUUAUUGGAAUUGUAGAGAAGGGGAACCGCACUGCCAGAAUAAUUGACAAGCCACGGAUAAUUGAAGUGGCACCGCAAGUUGCCACUCAGAAUGUGAACCCAACACCUGGUGCCACUUCUUAAUUUUGUAUAAAAUAUUUUUUUUUAACAUAGAUCUAUUCCAGGUCCAUCAUCCUACAAUAACUCUGCAAAAGUCCUAUGUGUCUGCCCAGUUGGCCCUAGGCCAGUUUAUGAGUGGAUGCAACUAAUAAAAAAGGAAAUCAUUGCCUUGUUUUUGUUUUCUGUUACAUUAACUGAAGAUGCACCUAAUUUUAAGGCAGCUUCUAUGUUGAAAAUAUUGUUAUCCAAUACUGUUGAUUCAUUUUGAAUCUUUAGACAACUUUGUCUCUUGCCGUUUAGGCUCUAAGGUGCUUUCACUUAGCACAGAUAUGAUAUUAUCAUCAGUUACAGCUAUACUUUUUUGUUUGUCCUCACUGUUGUAUGUAUAUUUAUCUGUACUAGACACCAUUUUGUAUGCCUUUGAAGACAAUGUGGGCAGACUGUCAUUCUGUAAGUGACACAACAGAAUAUAAUUCAAGAAGGAAAGCUGCAUGACUUUUCAGUUUUUUUCUAAGGUUUGUCAAGCAAUUCAUAACAAUUUAAUAUCUUUGAACUUAUUCCAUGUUACACUUUGUAAAACUGAUAAGUGCAGAGUUCUUACUGCAUAGAAAGUACAUCAACUGACAAAAAUGUAAGUUAACAGUUUGUAGGUUCCACAGUAUUUACUGAAAUAUCAAAUUACACCUGGUCGUUAGUCAAAGCAAAAGACAUUGCACAUGUGCUGUGUGAUUUGAUGAUCUUCAUAGCAAGGAAGCCAUUGCAGACCAACAUCAGAAGAGGAGACUAUAACAUCUCCUCAUCUAAAUUUGUGCUAAGGUUAACUAUACAAGAUUUUAAAUAUAAUCUAUUAUAAAUCCUGUUCUGUGGUUGGUAGUGUUUAAUACAUUUUAUAUUUUGUAUAGUGAUAUAUAAAAUUCUCAUUUCUUAAAAAGCAAGAAAAUAAUGGUUAACAUUAUUGCAUAGAAUUGUUUUCCCUUUACUUUGCUAAAAUGAAGUCUGCACGCUUUUGUGAUCCAUGUUUAAACACCAUAUUGCCAACAUUGCAGCUUGAUGUUAAACCUGUUAUCCCAAUAAAUAUUUAAUUUUUUUAAA
Protopterus annectens (West African lungfish) is the source of this 2623-nucleotide messenger RNA. It is a transcript of the gene SEPHS1, whose product is annotated as selenophosphate synthetase 1. The record is from RefSeq and is a predicted model, not a curated record. The coding region runs from base 377 to 1555 and encodes 392 amino acids. Gene Ontology annotation, molecular function: ATP binding; selenide, water dikinase activity. Gene Ontology annotation, biological process: L-selenocysteine biosynthetic process. Lineage: Eukaryota; Metazoa; Chordata; Ceratodontiformes; Protopteridae. The transcript is spliced from 11 exons. Gene Ontology annotation, cellular component: cytoplasm.